AGCUCGGGCUGUUCGAGUCCAGCUCCCAGCCGGCUCACACCUGCAACAGUUUCACUCCCUCCUUCCACAGUUUUUAUGCUUCUCUUUCCAGAGAAAUGGCCAAUCCACUGCCUGUGAUAGCCCAGGAAGAUUUGGAAAGCUUUACAGUGACCAGAACAGGCUCAGGCUUUGCACUCAAAGCCUUCCACAUCUCUUGGAACACUCCCAUCUCUGUGAAGCUGCUGAGCAGCCAGGACACUACAGAGAGGGAGUGGAAGUUGCUGCUUCAGGAUAUAGCAGGUGUCAGAGGUUGUGAGUCUGAACGUCUCCUGCCUCCCCUGGGGAUUUACCAAUGCCAUGGACUCGUGGGGUUGGUGACUGGAUGGAUGGACAAUGGAUCCCUGCACUCGCUCAUCCAUGAGCGUCAGCUGUACCCAGAACUUCCAUGUCCCUUACUCCUGAGGAUCCUGGCAGAUGUGGCUGAAGGGCUGCAUCACCUUCACAGCCUCCAGCCUGCCUCCUGCCACUGCAGCCUGAAACCUUCCAAUGUGCUUCUGGAUGGACAGUACAGAGCCAAGAUAUCAGAUUAUGGUCUAACCAACUGGAGGAAACAGCAGCUGAGGUCAGCCCUGCAGAAUCAGAGGAGCUGCCAGGAUUUAGUGUACCUCCCUCCCGAAAUCCUUGAAGGAGGCCUUCCUUCCCAGGAAGGUGAUAUUUACAGUUUUGGAAUAAUGUGUUGGGAGAGCCUAAGCAGACAGAAACCUUUUGAAGGUCAAACAGCCCUGCUGGAGGUUCUGACAGGAAUCUGCUGCAGUUCCCGGCCUGGCCUUUCAGAAGAGUUUAUACCAAGCAAUUGUCCUGAGAGGAACAGACUAUUGCACCUCAUUGCUCUGUGCUGGCACCAGGAUCCAGCUCACAGACCACGGACUGCAGAAUGUGUAGAUCUUCUAAAUGGAAUUUUGACUAGUAUAAAUAAGGAGGUAAUUUCCACAGCAAUCUACAGUCUGAUGGAUGCAAAGGAGAGAGCGCUUGAUGCUUGCAAAGGCUCAGCCACGUACACCCUGCAGACAGGCACCUGCAACUCAGAGAUCAUCUGUCCACCAAAAAACAACCGCUUAAUCAGCAAGAAAAUUCCUUUCAUAGUGCCAAGCUCAACUGGCCUACUUGAUAGCAGUGGAAAUAAUGCAGGAAGAGAGAAUAUUCUUGAGAUGGGUCUGCCAAAUACUAUCCCACAGAAUGCAAAAACAAGAAAAGAUCAUCCAGGCUCUGAGAGUAGAAAACCACACUUGUUUAGGAAGAUUCCUUUACGUGGUUCAGCUGCAGACACACAAAGCAGUCAGGAUGUGGCCCCACUGCUGGCUCUCCAGCACAGCCCACAGCCAGUGCACCCUGGACAAGCAGUGACAGGUCCUUGCUGCAAAGGAAACUUCUGCCAAAUCCUCACCUGCCAGAGACAGAGCAUACUGAGCUGCAUGACAGAGGGGCGCCUGAACCACCUGCUGGACGUGCUCCGCUCGCAGCAGACGCUGUCCCGGCCGGACUACGAGACCAUCAGCUCCCACCCCACCGUGACCGGCCGGGCCCGGGCCCUGCUGGACACCUGCCUGUGCCUCGGGGAGAGGGCAGCACAGGGGGUGCUGACUGCACUCUCAGGGACCAAAUGCAGUCCUCUGGGACAAGUCAGCCACUGCCCAGACUGCCCUCUGAGGUGACAGCUGCUGCUGUGAUGCAGUUCUUUGCAGUGUUACACUCCUCUGAGCACCGGUGCUUUGUCAGGGCAGUGACUCACAUUGACUCCUCAUACCAGCGACCAAAGGCAAUCCUUCCUACAGCCCAGCAGUUUUGUAAGAUUGAAAGGCUUCAGAGAAUCAAGAACUAUUUCUUCAACAGGGCCUUAAGGAAGACUUGGAAGUUGUACUCGGAUGGGAGCCUGCCUGGGAAUACUGAGUGCUGGAGGCUUCCUUGCCUUCUUCUGAACUUCUCCAUGGACACGGAUGCUUUGGAGUGUCCUGCUGCUGCCUGGACUCAUCCACAGGUCACAGACCCUUUGAGUUCACACUGGAGUUCCAGUUUGUCCAGUACACAGAAACACUGCUGUUAUCAAAAUGUUCCCAGGCACAGCAGAGUAAGAUAAGUGGUACAGCAAGCAGUGGCAGCAAAAAGCCAGCCCCCAACAAGCACUAAUGUACAGGAGGCAGCAAGCCCCAUGGCAAGCACAGAGCCUGUCAACAGCUCAACAGCAAGAGCAGCUAUAAAUGUGAUCUAGCACAUUCCAAUCAAAUCUGGUGUUGCCUUGGACCCUUCAAGCCUUGCAUUGGGUGCUGUGAAUGUGUGAGCUCUGCUCAGCAAUAACAAAAACACCCCUGAAUUAUCGACACUGUUCUCGGCACAAAUCCAGAGCACAGCCCCAGAGUGGCUGCUAUGAAAAAAUUAACCCUACCCCAUAUCCAAAACCAGCAUGACUGUGAAGGAAAAUAAUAAGAUUACUCUAAUUAUAAUGAAAAUGAUGAUAUAAGAUGCCAGUUUUUUGAAGGCCCAGUGGGAUUUCAAGCUCCACGGCACCAGAUUAACAUGAGAAUUUAUACAAUCUACAGGUAUUUCAAACACAAAACCAUGUUACUCUGUUUCUCUAUGUUGCUUUUGUUCUCUCUGCGGUCUCAAAGUGCUCACUGAAUUCAGCAGUUUGGCAGAUUGCAAUUUUAGAGAUAAGGAAUUUGUGACAUCAAAUUUCCAGCUACAGUACUGCUGAAAGCACAAACGUGACUUUCUUUUACAUAACUUAAUUAAA
Messenger RNA from Manacus vitellinus (golden-collared manakin), 2767 nucleotides. RefSeq names its product receptor-interacting serine/threonine-protein kinase 2-like. Gene Ontology annotation, molecular function: JUN kinase kinase kinase activity; ATP binding. Lineage: Eukaryota; Metazoa; Chordata; Aves; Passeriformes; Pipridae. Gene Ontology annotation, biological process: regulation of apoptotic process; protein phosphorylation. The transcript has 12 exons. Bases 96 to 1691 code for a protein of 531 amino acids. The record is from RefSeq and is a predicted model, not a curated record.